Messenger RNA from Chelonoidis abingdonii (Abingdon island giant tortoise), 649 nucleotides. Lineage: Eukaryota; Metazoa; Chordata; Testudines; Testudinidae. The record is from RefSeq and is a predicted model, not a curated record.
AUGGACACCUGCAAGGGGAGAGUUGCACGGAGUGAGGAGGAUCAGUUAUUGGAGGACGAAGAGGAGGAGGACAGUGCACAGGCAGAAAUCUGGCCCAAGGACUGUGGUGAGAUAACCUGGAACAGGGUCAGUGGUGUCUUUGUGAUUCAGCCCACAGACCUGCACCAGAUUGUCAUUUACUGUGACUUGAACAGCACCAGCAAGGACUGGAUGGUCCUUCAGUGGAACCGGCACGACACACAUAUCACCUGGGCUGAAUCCUGGAGCACCUACAAGUAUGGCUUUGGCAAUGUGCAGGAUGACUACUGGCUGGGGACAGAGUACGUCUAUCAGAUCGCCAAGCAGAAGGUCUACCAGGUCAGGUUUGUCAUCCACGAUUCAUCCGGCACCAUGAAAUAUGCAGACUACAACCUCUUCAGUCUGGAAGAUGAGUCCAGUGGCAACAGACUGAGGCUGAGCUCUUACACUGGGACUGCAGGGGACUCCAUGGCCCCAAACAAUCCUAACUCCAUGCAUGACAACAUGAAGUUCUCCAUUAAAGACCUGGAUGAAGACACUUCCAGUGGGAACUGAGUGUCUGGCUAUGGGGGCUGGGGGUACUUGGCUUGUUAUUCUGUUCGACUGAACGUCAAAGGGAGCAUCACUUGGG